AUGGACAUGACAGACCCAUUUCGACAGUACCUUUGUGGUGUGGGCGACAGGAAGUGCGAGUACGCUUCGGAUGACGUCCUUCUUUUCUGGAAACCUCCGUCUGUGUUCUCGCAAUGGACUCCUUCGGCUUUUGACGUACUGGGGGUACGUUAUUCAUGUGGUGGUCAAUUCAUGAUGUCUGAAAAAGCGAAGUUGUUUGGAGAUAUGACGUCGUAUGACAAAAUUAUGGCUGCAACAGAUCCUACGACACACAAGUUUUUGGGUCGAAAUGUGCGUCCUUUCGACUAUGCUGAAUGGAAGCGUCGUCGUGAAGAGAUCGUGCUUACGGGGUCAUACGCCAAAUUUGCUCAAAACCAUGACAUGAUNUUCAUGAUGUCUGAAAAAGCGAAGUUGUUUGGAGAUUUGACGUCGUAUGAAAAAAUUAUGGCUGCAACAGAUCCUACGACACACAAGUUUUCGGGUCGAAAUGUGCGUCCUUUCGACUAUGCUGAAUGGAAGCGUCGUCGUGAAGAGAUCGUGCUUACGGGGUCAUACGCCAAAUUUGCUCAAAACCAUGACAUGAUACAUCAUCUACUGGAGACGGGUACCCGCCUCCUUGCAGAAGCCAGCCCCUUCGAUCGUGUUUGGGGUAUCGGCAUGUCUGCAUGCUUUCCAGAUGCUAGCGAUUCAUCCAACCUCCUCUCCAUGGACAUCGACGCAUUCAUGAGGUUGCUACUGCUACAGGUUCUUCGCUACGGAAGGACCCGGGCGAAGACCCAGCUUGUCUACGUUUGGACGCUCCGGGGGACCAUGCUCCUGACGUUCAUCUGGUGGCAUCGACCUCCGCUUCUGCAGACCAGCCCCCUCUUCUCGAACAUGGGCCCGAUCUGGUCGGCGGGAGCUCGGGAAUUUCUUUGGGGCCGGAGCCUGCACUCGUUGAGGCUGCCCGCACAUAUGCACGACAUCGCUUUCGAUCUACACAAUCCGGGAUGGACACCGGAGGCUAUUGAUCGUUUGGCCGACACCCUUGUGGAAUAUUCUGACGUGUUUUCUACCGAUUUUGGUUUCUGCAACAUAAUGACGUUCACGCUUUCUGUCCCAGCAGGGACGAAGCCCGUUGCAUCACGCCCGUAUCGUAUCAACCCGUUGAUGCAAAAGAAAGUGGAUGCCGUUUUGGAUCAGUAUUUGGCGGCAGCGCUCAUUCAACAUUUCACAUCUCCAUGGGCUUCUCCUUUAGUUGUCAUCCCCAAGAAGGACGGAUCUGUUCGCAUCACCGUCAACUACAAACGUCUCAACGCUCUGGUGGAUUUGGAUGGACA
Molecule: messenger RNA, 1298 nt
Organism: Ectocarpus sp. CCAP 1310/34
Lineage: Eukaryota; Phaeophyceae; Ectocarpales; Ectocarpaceae
Source: the annotation of a GenBank genome assembly